Ostreobium quekettii is the source of this 2085-nucleotide messenger RNA. Lineage: Eukaryota; Viridiplantae; Chlorophyta; Ulvophyceae; Bryopsidales; Ostreobiaceae. The record is from the annotation of a GenBank genome assembly.
AUGCUCAAUCCCAACAGGGCGGUGGCGCCCCUGGGCAACCCCCGCCGGCGACGCCGCCCCGCCCGGGGGCCCCACGCGCUGGGGGCCGCUUCGCGUGCGCUCGCCUGCGCCCUGGGCACCACCGCCCGCCGGCUCGAACAUUGGGCCUUGGGGGCGAUCGUGCGCGCAUCCCCCUCCCCCUUCGACGAGCUCCUAGUGUCGGGGCGCCCAUCAGCGGGUCAGGAUCGCGUCGCCCUGCGCCCGGUGGGCUUCGCCAGCAUCUCAUCGGGCCUUCGCCCGGCGUCCUCCGCCGGGGAUGAUGCAGGCGGGGCUGAUGGCAGCGGGGUGGCCAUGCCACGGCGGGCGGAUCCCGAGGAGCGCAUUCUGGUGAGCGAGGUGGAGGUGGUGGGGCUGGACGGCGCGCUGAAGGCCAUCGCUGAGGGCGCCCUGGUGACCAAGCCCAACUUCGCGUACACUCUCGCGGAGAUCCAGGAGGACCUCAACCGCGUGUUCGCGACGGGCUACUUCCAGGAGAUACGGCCAGAGCCGGAGGACACGCGCGACGGCGUGAAGCUGAGCCUGAUCGUCAAGGCCAACCCGGAGCUGAAGAGCAUCGUGUCGACAGGGGGGGACGUGCUGCCGCAGGUGGUGUUCGAGGACGCAUUCAGGGGGCUGCAUGGCCGCACUCUGAAUUUUAACACCUUCGGCGACGCGGUGAGGAAGAUCGUGGGCUGGUACGAGGACGCCGGCGUCCUGGGCCAGGUGAUGGACGUGUCAUUUACUGAAGGGCAAGCCAAUGUGCAGUUCGCAGAGGCCACUGUUGGGCGGGUAGAUCUCCGCUUUCUGGAUGCCAAAACCGGCGACAUCAAGGACGAUGGGUCUGUGCGAUCUGAAGUGGUUCUGCGACAGAUGGCCACCCGCGAUGGUUCUGUCUACAACAUGAGGCAGGGCAAGCGUGAUGUCGAGGCCAUAUAUUCCACCGGGCUUUUUGACGAUGUCAACAUCACCCCCCAAUCGUCCCCUGGAAUGGAUCCGCAGCGGCCCAAGGUGGACCUUGUUGUGAAUCUGAGGGAGAGGAAGACAGGCGGGAUGACCUGCGGUGCGGGUGUGUCAGGGCAGUCACACACAGAAGGUGCCCUGCCAGGAUUCAUUGGCAACAUCUCUUACAACCAGAAGAACCUGUUCUCUCUGGGACAGAGGCUGACAGCAUCGAUGGAGUUUGGGCAGAUUGACAAAUUGUUCAAGCUACAGCACACUGACCCAUGGAUAUUGGGGGAUAGGUACCGCACAUCCAGGACGAUGGGGAUGAUGAACACCCGAACGUCAGGCAACCCGAUCUACGGGCACGGGGAGAGUGCAGCGAGGGGGAGUGGUGUGGAGUGGGGCAACACCAUCAUCGGAAGGUUGAUCGGCACUUGCGAAUUUAGCCGGCCGCUUCCGGUCGGGUGGAGUGCCACAGUGGGCGUCUCGGCCCAGAGGGUCACGCUGAUGGAUGACAACAACAGGGCAGUGAGGCAAGACUUUGCCGAGGCGCCUGUAAACUGUAGCGGGGACUACCACGACCACAUGGUGGCAGGCUUUGUGCGGGCAGCCUUUGGUGGACUGGACAACACGCAGCUGGUGGUGUCAGCAGAGAAGGCGAUCAACAUUCGGCCAGAUUGGCUGAACAUAAGCAAGUUGCAGGCACGUGCUGAGAAGCUGGUGUCCUUGGGCCCAGUCUCCCUGAUGGCCUAUGGUAAGGGCGGAAUGGUCUUGGGGAACUUGCCGCCAUAUGAAGCAUUCCCGCUGGGCGGGACGAAUUCUGUGCGGGGCUACGUAGAAGGGGGCGUCGGGACGGCUCGACACUACCUUGAGGGCACUGCCGAGCUUCACGUCCCGCUUGUGUCAAACAUCCAGGGGACCCUUUUUGCCGAUUAUGGCACCGACCUGAAGAGUGGGCCAACAGUCAUUGGCAACCCAGCCAACAACAGGGGAAAGCCAGGCAAGGGAUACGGGUAUGGUGUUGGCUUCCGCGUGGACUCCCCGGUGGGGCCAUUGAGACUAGAGUGGGCAUGGAACCAAGAGAGGAACAGGAGAUUCCAUGUGGGCUUGGGCUUUCAUGGAUGA